Diuraphis noxia (Russian wheat aphid) is the source of this 224-nucleotide messenger RNA. RefSeq lists its product as uncharacterized. Gene Ontology annotation, molecular function: RNA polymerase II cis-regulatory region sequence-specific DNA binding; DNA-binding transcription factor activity, RNA polymerase II-specific. Lineage: Eukaryota; Metazoa; Arthropoda; Insecta; Hemiptera; Aphididae. The record is from RefSeq and is a predicted model, not a curated record. Gene Ontology annotation, biological process: cell fate specification; positive regulation of DNA-templated transcription; regulation of transcription by RNA polymerase II. Gene Ontology annotation, cellular component: chromatin; nucleus.
AUUUUGAACUCGAUGCACAGAUAUCAGCCCCGGAUACAUCUGGUCAAGUGGAGAGGAAUGGUGACCGACUUGGACGCGGAAAAGUACCGGUCUUUCGUGUUCCCAGAAACCGUGUUCACGGCCGUCACGGCUUAUCAAAAUCAACUGAUCACAAAAUUGAAAAUCGAUAGCAACCCAUUUGCCAAAGGAUUCCGUGAUUCUUCUCGACUAGGCGAACUCGAAAG